AGUUGGAUAAGCAAUUUUUCCUCCUCCUCUGUAGGAGGACUGGUUUACAUCUGAAGCAGCGAAGGAGACAGGCACUUGUAAUGACUUCAUCUUGCUUUUUUUAAAAGUACUCCUUGUUCACAUGCACUGCAGAGCGACCAAUCUUUUUUUAAGUGGACAUCUAAAAAAAUAGUGACUGACAAAUACAUUCAGCACCUGGCAAAAACUAUCAUUCCCCAUAUUCCUAUGUUUAGGAAGAGCAAAAACAUUUAAUAGGAAAACUGAAUAGAGAAACAAUAGGUUACAACUCAGAAACUGCCUUUCCCUUCAAUGGUAACUAAAUACACAUGGCCCCUUGGAGCAGACAGUAAAAAAAGCUGCUUAAGCGAGUGCUUCCUAACCUCUUAGAGCGCAUUUGGAAACUAUUCUCGAAGAGGAUAGUCUUGUUCACUCAUCUGCAAAAAGCCAGCAAUUGGGGUCUCUUAAUUUGCUUUUUAAAAAUUAUCUACCUUUGAACUUUUUUUUUUCCCUGGUGAGCCUAGGAAUAGCUCACAAAUACCAAGACCUCUGAUCGCUUGCUGGUAUUCCUAACUCUUCAGUGACCUCUGAUUUAUAGCAUGAGCUUCCCUGCUUGCCUAUGGUAACUUUGACUGUGGCUCCAGGUAGCUGGUUUGGAGGCUUUAGACAAGCCUGUGCACCAGUGCUGGGUGCACUGGCAAAAUGCCUCUCUUGCUCCUGUGAUUCACUGUCCUAGAGAUGUGCUGAGGGACAAACCCUGGGCUUUUUGGAGGUGAUCUUCCCUGUCUCAGGGGUUCCCUUUCAUACAGAGAGGAAAGACAACAGAUUGAUAACUUUUGGCUUUCUUCGGAGAUUUUAGAACAAAGCCUCUUGUUAGACGUGUUAUUCUCCAUAAAACUGCAAAGGAAUAUCUGAAUGAAAAGUGAGUUUUAGUUUUGAAUCUUAAACUUGUAGAGUAUAUACCUAGCAGAUGAGUGUGGGGUUGAAAAUAUAAACACUCCUGAUUAGAUUUCUUGACAAAAUAAAGUUCAGAGACCUUUAUGGUAAUACUGGCACAAGAUUAAGCAAGCGUAAUCUGGUUGUGAGUAAGCUUAGGCUGAAAAUGAGGAGCCUUCAGCUUUAUCAGAGGGAAUGAUUCUGGAACGAUCUGCCACCCAAAAUAAGAAAGAGUAGCUAGUUUGGAAACACAGCUUGACCAGAUAAUGGAAGGAAUUACGCUGUUAACCAGGAACACCAUUUCAGUCUUUUUUGCUCCUCUGAGUGAAUCACUAGUUUAAAUUACUGUUUGGUAUUAGCUUUGACUUAGCAGUAAGAAUGACAGCCUGUUUUAACAGGAACCAGAAAGGCAUGAACUGUAAGAACUGUUUAAUCUCAGUCACUUUUGCAUCUGACAUUGCCUGGAGGAGAGAGGAAGCAGAAAAAUGCACGUUGUGCAAGUGCUUUCCCUGAAGUUGCAUGAGCAAGAGUUCCGGUUCAUUCUUUCCUCCUCUCUGUUGUUAAGAUUAAAUCUAUCACAUAGGAAGCCAGCCCUUAGGUGAGGUAAUGGGAAGUUAUCUAAAAAUGCUGCCUUCUGCAUGGUCCAUGAAACAGGUUUUGUAGUGUACUGCAUAUUCUACUUUUUGUUUGUUUGUUUGAUGUUUUUUGUCAUUGUUUUUUCUUCCCCCUCUGGGUGACCCUCUUGGAUCAGGUGCUGCCACCUGUUUAAUGAAAAUUUUAUUUAUUCAGCCCAUGCAGGACUUGAGUAGAGUGACUUCCUGCUAGUGUCCUUCCCCUCCUCUACAAGAACAGCAGUAACACCAAACAGAAGCUCCUUUAGCAAAGGCACGCAUGGCUCUGUACAGAGCGGACACUACAGCUGCUCUGCUACUGUCUUUAUCUCAUAGGUGACCUCCAUCGCUGCCUCCUGGACAUCACUGAUGGCCCUAGAAGAGGAGGUUUUCCUUGUAGCAAUAAGCUCUCUGGGUUUUGGAAGGCAGCUCUGAAAAAGGAGUGUCCUGCCCUUAGUGCUUAGCGUUUGCUAGGCUCACGGGUGCUAUUGCGUGUGUGGGUAGGAAAGCUGGCGUAGAGCUGGGUAGGCUCCAACCCUGGGUGGUGAAGGUGGGGUCAGCACUGCCCUUGGCUGGGUUGUCCCAGUUCAUCCCAUCUACGAGCCGCGUGCCACGCUGCUGGCCGUGGUUUGUAUAUUUAGGACUGCUGGGUGUAGAGCCUCGCUAACCAGGCGGGAAGUUGAGCCAAGGUUCUUGCAUUUCAAGGAAUGACCCUUUCCCUUGGCGCUCCGUCGCUUUGGAUGGCAUGUCACACGCCAGGAUCUCGGUUAGCUGCUGAUUUCUGCGUGAGGAAUGAUUCACAGUCCUUGAGGUUCGCACGUCGGUAGGAGAGCCUUACUUUGCCCACAACAGGGAUUCAGAAAUGAUUAGAUUACUCUGCAUUUCAACUGUUCUUCUGCUAAACGAGUGUAGGAGAAGAAAGUGCAAAUAGCGGAGGGCGUGAGGAGGAGCAGUUCCUGAGCCCUCCACGUUGCGGGCAGCUGGAAAUAAGAGGCUGGGAUCCGUCUGUCUCAGCGCUUAUGUAGUGAGUUAGAUUUUGAUUUCUGGCCAGAGGUGCUUGGGUGGUUGGGGAGCUGCCCUGAGGGAUGGAUGGAUGGAUGGAGAAGGAGAGGGUGGGGUUGCCAGGCAGGCCUCGGGAGGCGGGGAGCGAGAGGAGGAAGUGAAAGGAGGAGGCUGAGCGAACUGGAGGAUCUGGUGCUGGAGGAUUUGGUGCUGCGCUGCAGAGCCAUGGCCCAGCCCCGAGCCUGUCAGGAGCAGGCGGAGGGUUUGCGCGAAGUGACGCUCUCUACGCAGAGGCUGCGGGUGCUGCCUUCAGCAGUCCUGAGCAACCCCGUGCUGGAGAGCCUGGACCUCGACAGGAACAAGCUCAAACACAUCGCCGGCAUUUCUAAGCUUUGCAACCUGAAGAAGUUGAUACUGUCCAAGAAUGAGAUUGUGGACUUUCCGGACGAAAUCCAGAGCCUGGUCUAUUUAGAGAAGCUUGAGCUGAAUCAGAACCAAAUCCGGGUCAUUCCGGAGGGGGUUUUCUCCCAUCUCUCCAGGCUCAAACACUUGCGGCUGAACAACAACCGCCUCUGUGCCCUCCCCAGGGACCUGGCAGCGUGUCAAGGCAGCCUCCAGUAUCUCAACCUGUCCAACAACCUCUUUCGAGCCUUCCCCCAGCCUGUCCUGCAGCUGACGAGCUUGCAAGAGCUCCACGUGCAGAACAAUGCUCUUCGCCAGCUCCCCAGGGAGCUGUUUCAGGGGCAGUCCCUGAAAAUGUUCAAGGCCAACGGGAACCCGCUCAAGGAGCCUCCCAGUGAGGUGUGUGCCGGUGGCAUCCAGCAGAUCCUGAAUUACUUCACGCAGCUGCAAGACUGUUCGGGGCAGGAGGACAAGAGGGUCAAGACCAUGUUCCUGGGGGCUUCGCUGGCAGGAAAAUCCACCAUUUGCAAAAGCCUGAAGCAGGGGCAAACCAAACUGGUGCCCAAGGAAGAGCGAACAGUUGGCAUCGAGAUCAGCGAGUUCCGGAUCGAGGACUUCACUUUUCUCUUCUGGGACUUUGCUGGCCAGCUGGAGUAUUACAUGACUCACCAUGUGUUCAUCACCCCGCAGGCACUCGUCAUUCUUGUCAUCAAUCUCCAUAUGUACCAAACUACUGAUGAUGCCUUCAAGGACCUUGUGGGUUUCUGGAUCAACAACCUGUUCAUGCGCGUGCCAAACUCGGUGGUGCUCCCUGUGGGGACCCACAUCGACUGUUGCCAGGAGGGGGAAGUGGAGGAGAAGAGGUGCGACAUCAUGUCCAGGAUUGCGGCCAUGCUGGAGGAGAGGAAGAACAACCUCUCUCACUUCAUCAACAACCUGGAAGGCAGCGAGGAGUCCGAAUUUUACGUGGACCAGUGGGAGAAGCUGAAGGAGAUGGAGAACUGCACGUUAACGGUUUUAGACUGCGUUCCUGUCAACUGCACCGAUCACCGUGAUAUCAAAAAGCUCGAAGCCGUUAUUCUGGAGCACGUGAGAAACGAGGAGCUCUUUCCCGAGGUUGUCCGGGUGCUGCCCCCCGUCUACAGGCAAGUGGAAGCCGCGAUUGUGGAUGUGGCGCAGAGCGAGGAGAUGGCAGAUCACGGCAUGAUGGACCUCCAGUACCUCCUCAGCAAACUCUCCCAUCGAGAGCAUCUGGCCAACCUGGGCAGAGAACUUCUCCAGGAUAUCUUGCGGUACCUCCACCGCAUCGGGCUUAUCAUAUGGUAUGAGGAAAUCAAGCAUCUGGAGAACACGGUCUUUCUCCAGCCUACCUUCCUCAUAAGCAUGUUCAAGCUCCUCGUGAGGUACCGCCUGGUCCAGCAGCUUGAGAGCAUCUCUGUGGACACGCUCAUAGGGGAGCACUCCACCAUCAGGGACAGGUCCAACUGGGUGUGGACCUUCAAGUCGAAGGCGAUGCUGUGCCACCGGGCAGUGCGGGCUUUGGUCAAGUACCAGCUCUAUUCGGAAGGGAUGCAGGACAUCUUUGAGGAAAUAAUGGGACACAAGCCCCACGGAAGGAGAGGGAAGCUCUUCAGCCUCCUGGAGCACUUUGAGAUCUGCCUGGAAGUGAGGAAGGCUGAAGCUCUCAACCCAGAGGCCGGUGAGUUUGUGCCUGGGAAGCCAUGGGAGGCAACACAAGGCCAUGGGGAGUCCUGGUACUUGUUCCCAACCUACCUGAACCAGACCGAAGAGGUUUCUGAGGUGUGGGGAGGAGAUCACCCUGAAGACCUCCACAUCCGGGCCUAUUUCUCACCUGAAAUACCUGAGGGCUUCUUUCAGAGGUUCCUGGUGAAAGCCUGCUCCUUCUACUCCACGCACUGGGUGGCCAAGGUGACCUGCCUGCUCAUAUGCAAUGGCAAACCCUUGCUGAUCAAAGAGAACAACCAGAGAGCCUACAGCUACCUGGAGCUCCGGUGCAGGAAGCCAGCAGAAAGGAGGGAAUUCCGGUUUGCCUGGGACUUCCUCGUCGCCAUCCUCUUCAUCGGCCAGAAGCUUUCAGAGGAGUGGCCGGGGCUGCACGUCUGCGUGAAGACGCCUUGCCGAACUGCCGGGUGUCCCGCGGAGCUUGUGUGGCCGGACAUGGAUGGCAGAAACAUUGUGACGAAGGAAGAGGUUAAAACCUGUGGAACGUGUGGUCAUCGCUUCCGAGCAGAACUGCUCUUGCCCAGAGUGCCCGAGCAGCCGGCGGCUCCCCCGGCGCAGCCCCCCGUGUGCUACUACGUCACCAGCUACGGCACCACGACCUUCGGGCCCAGCGACGUCCGCGUGAACCGGCAGAACAUCUCAAGUGAGUAACGGGGCCAACGAGGAGGCACUUGUGGAAGAAGAAUUGUUUUAGCCGUCCUCAACGUGCUUUGCUUCCUGGUCUACAAGUUCCGUUUGCAAUAAAUAUCUCAACAAUG
Dromaius novaehollandiae (emu) is the source of this 5449-nucleotide messenger RNA. RefSeq names its product malignant fibrous histiocytoma-amplified sequence 1 homolog. The transcript is spliced from 11 exons. The record is from RefSeq and is a predicted model, not a curated record. Gene Ontology annotation, molecular function: protein binding. Bases 2634 to 5342 code for a protein of 902 amino acids. NCBI's taxonomy places the organism in Eukaryota, Metazoa, Chordata, Aves, Casuariiformes, Dromaiidae.